Molecule: messenger RNA, 2551 nt
Organism: Eutrema salsugineum
Lineage: Eukaryota; Viridiplantae; Streptophyta; Magnoliopsida; Brassicales; Brassicaceae
Product: microtubule-associated protein 70-1
Exons: 11
Coding region: 266-2158 (630 amino acids)
Biological process (GO): cytoskeleton organization
Molecular function (GO): microtubule binding
Source: RefSeq, a predicted model, not a curated record
CUCUCUCUCUUGUUCCUAUCUUAUUCUCUCUCUAGUUUAGCAUCACUCUCUCUCUCUCCGUGGGACUCUGAUUUGAAAACCAGAGAAAAGCAUUUGGAUCGCUCUCUUUCUCUCUCUAGAAAUCUGCAUUAUUAAGCUCACUUGCUGGCUACUCUCUCUGUAAAUUUGUCCUCAUCUGUGUGUAUCAUAACACAUUGCAUUUUUGGAUCCUGAGGAUUUUUGGAUGUGUUGGUGAGGGAGAAAUCGAAGGAUCAUCAGAUCGGAGAUGUCGGAUGUUUCGGCCGACGGAGGUUUAUCGGCGUCGUCAACUGAGACGCCUGCGGUUCCGACGCCGUAUCCGUCGCUGACGGUGUCGGCGUCUUACAAGGAGAGCAGUGGAGGCGGCGGAGGGAAAAGCUCGUCGAGGAGGAGACCGGUUAGGCCUAGCUUCGACGCCGCCGCCGACAAUGAGUUCAUCACUCUUCUCCAUGGCUCGGAUCCAGUGAAGGUGGAGCUUAAUCGGCUUGAGAAUGAAGUUAGAGAUAAGGAUCGAGAAUUAGGCGAAGCACACGCCGAGAUCAAAGCUUUGAGGCUAUCUGAGAGGCAAAGAGAGAAAGCUGUUGAAGAGCUUACCGAUGACCUUACAAGGCUGGAGGAGAAGCUCAAGUUAACUGAAUCACUUCUCGAGAGCAAAAAUCUAGAAAUCAAGAAGAUCAAUGAGGAAAAGAAAGCCUCCAUGGCUGCUCAGUUUGCUGCUGAAGCUACCUUGAGAAGGGUCCAUGCUGCUCAAAAAGAUGACGACAUGCCUCCAAUUGAAGCCAUUCUAGCCCCAUUAGAAGCUGAGCUUAAGCUUGCACGCUCCGAGAUUGGGAAACUUCAAGAAGAUAACAGAGCCUUGGAUCGUCUCACUAAAUCGAAAGAAGCGGCUUUACUUGAUGCUGAGAGGACUGUUCAAACUGCCUUGGCAAAAGCUGCUUUAGUUGAUGAUCUUCAAAAUAAGAACCAAGAGUUGAUGAAACAAAUAGAAAUCUGUCAGGAAGAAAACAAAAUUCUAGACAAAAUGCACAGGCAAAAGGUUGCUGAAGUGGAAAAGCUUACUCAGACUGUACGAGAGCUGGAAGAGGCUGUUCUUGCUGGUGGCGCUGCUGCAAAUGCCGUUAGGGAUUAUCAGCGGAAGUUUCAAGAGAUGAACGAAGAACGAAAAACUCUUGACCGGGAACUUGCACGUGCUAAGGUUACAGCAAACAGAGUUGCAACGGUGGUUGCAAAUGAAUGGAAAGACGGCAAUGAUAAAGUGAUGCCGGUGAAGCAAUGGCUUGAAGAAAGAAGGUUUCUACAGGGAGAGAUGCAGCAACUCCGCGAUAAGCUUGCCAUAUCAGAUAGAGCUGCGAAAUCUGAAGCACAGCUAAAAGACAGGUUUCAACUACGACUUAAAGUGCUUGAAGAGACGCUGAGAGGCACAUCAAGCAGCAGUGUAAGGAACACACCUGAGGGAAGAAGCAUGAGUAAUGGACCCUCUCGCAGGCAGUCACUUGGUGGAUCAGAUAAUUUACAAAAGUUUGCAUCAAACGGCUUUUUGUCAAAGAAAUCUCCAUCUUUUCAGAUGAGAAAUUCUUUUACUUCUAAUUCCACCUCGGUAUUGAAGAAUGCUAAAGGAACAUCUAAGUCAUUUGAUGGAGGCACAAGAUCACUGGAUCGAGGCAAAGCACUAUUAAACGGACCUGGGAAUUAUUCAUUUACCAAGGCUUGUGACGACGCGAAAGAGCCAGAGUCACCUGAUGCCUGGAAAGAAACUUCAGAGGAGAAGCCACCAAGCGAACUCCCUGCACCAGCAACUGAAGACAAUGUCCCAGGGGUUUUGUAUGAUUUACUACAAAAGGAAGUAGUAGCCUUGAGAAAAUCUUCUCAUGAAAAGGAUCAAAGCCUCAAAGACAAGGAUGAUGCCAUAGAGAUGCUAGCGAAAAAAGUUGAAACUUUAACAAAGGCAAUGGAGGUUGAAGCGAAGAAGAUGAGAAGGGAGGUAGCUGCUAUGGAGAAAGAGGUCGCUGCAAUGCGUGUGGAUAAAGAUCAGGAUAGUAGAGCUAAAAGGUCAUCACACACGAAGAACUCAUCCAACACCGCCCAGAUUCUUGCUGCAAGAGCUACUGGACGAAGUGGGUUAACGAGGAGCACACAAUGAGAUGAGGGACGAGACUAGUUCUCGUGGUCGUAUCAGUGUUUUUAAAGCUCCUUUUAACCGUUAUAUCUUCUUAUUCACUUGCUUUCUUUACAUCCUCUUUGUGAUUUAUUGUAUUACCAUAGAAACUCAUCAGCAUGCUAUGGUAACAACCACAAAAAGAGAAAAGAAAAAGAAAAAAAGAGAAAGAUGAGUAUGCUUUCUGACUUAGAUUGGCUUACACUGCUUAGCAAUGACGGGGAAAAAUGGGAGGAAGGAGGGGAGAUAUGUUUGACAUUUUGGCAUAACAUUUUCUGUCCUACGGAAAGUAGUUUGUCUGGGCUGUGUAUAGGUUUUUAGCUUUUGCAUUUGGAGUUGUGUUCUUACACUACUUGAGGUGUUGUGUGAUUAUUUCUA